AGUCAUGAGCUGUCAAGCUGCAGAGCUAACCUACCUCACUGGGGACAGUUCAGUAAACAACACACAUGAACUCCUGUGUGUCCUUGGCACCUCCAACUUCAGACAUCCACAGGAAGCUGCCUUUGGAAUAAGGUUUCUUCUCAUGCUAGGCUUCUGACUUGCUCUAGUAUUGCUUUGAAAGGCAAGACACAUUGUUUUCUUUGGUCCAUGGAAUUCCCAUUUUUUCAUGGAAAGAUAACAAGAAGAACCUGUGAAGAGUUACUGAGCAAGAAGAAAAAGAAUGGCAGCUAUUUAAUACGGGAGAGUGAGAGUGUGGAAGGAGCCUUGUGUCUCUGUGUUUUUUUUGAAGGCCUCAUCUACACUUACCGUAUCUUCAGAGAAGACCAAGGAUAUUUUAGAAUACAGACUUCUGAAGGUGUUCCAGAGAGGACCUUCAAAACAUUAAAGGACUUAAUAUAUGCUUUUGAAAAGCCAAAUCAAGGACUGAUAACAAAGCUCCGCUACCCAGUGAAGAAACCAAAGGCCCUGCAAAGAAGCCAGAGGUUCAAGUCAGAAAUGGACAAUGUUUAUGAUGAAGCUGAUGACAGCGCUGAUUAUGUUGAUGUCCUGCCCUGAAGGAUCUGCGCCUGAUGGUUUCGGAAGCUGCCAUUCCAGGACGUGCCCCGGCACAGGGCCUCAGCUGGGGAGAGCUUCCAGCUGGGUGUCCUCUGCUCUACAUCUGGAAUUAACUCCUCCUUUUGCAGACGGUCAGAGCAGCUGUAUCUUCAACCAGUAGAUCCAGUACAAGCUAUUAUGCAUGUUUGCUCAGCAAUAAAUAAGUAUUUUUGUUACAGACACAAACACACACACGUAGGUAUGGGGGAAGGUGUCCAUGUAUGUGUCUUCUGGUGGUUUUUAGCCAGCAAAUUGUCCAAGAUGUUGACUGCUAGAGUGAACACUCUGCUAGAGGGCAGCAAUAUAAAUAUAUUAAAUGAAUAGGCAUAAAGCAGUAAUUUAUGGCAGAAUUUAUAGGUGUUGAUAAAAAUCAUAUAUGACAUUUUAAGAUGCUUUUAAACCCCAAACUCUGUUAUUUUGCACAUGAUUCAUGUUACCAAUUAGGUUGGAGGAGUGAAUAGUAUUUCAGCAAUGUCAAGGAAUACUAGUAGUCAGUAGCUUGAAUAAUGCAAAUUAAGACAAAAAUGCUGUGUUAAAUCCAUGCCAUAAAAAAUAAAUAACCAACCAGAGGAAAAUGCUUUGAAAUAUUUUGACGUUGAGGAACGGCUCUGGCAGAUUACAAGAGGAUUACAAUUUGUACAUACAUGUCAGCAUGAACACAUCCUUUUUUUAAUAGGUUCUGUACUUAUGGGUAUACUUACUCCAUUUGAUUUUCUACUUCCAUCAGUUCUGUAUUAUGUAUAUGUCUUUUGUUGCUUUUGUUGUUUACUUGUUUUUAAUGCAAAAAUUUGCUUUAAUAUUAACCCAAUUUUAAAUAGUUAAUAAAUAGUUCUGAAGGUGGCCUGCAACUAGCAGCCACAGCCAAAACUGG
Zonotrichia leucophrys gambelii is the source of this 1525-nucleotide messenger RNA. It is a transcript of the gene SH2D1B, whose product is annotated as SH2 domain containing 1B. Lineage: Eukaryota; Metazoa; Chordata; Aves; Passeriformes; Passerellidae. The transcript has 4 exons. The coding region runs from base 208 to 615 and encodes 135 amino acids. Gene Ontology annotation, cellular component: cytosol. The record is from RefSeq and is a predicted model, not a curated record. Gene Ontology annotation, biological process: negative regulation of neutrophil differentiation; regulation of immune response; negative regulation of bone resorption.